AACACUGCCACUAUCCGCGUUUGCCAGGCCAGCGAGGAUGAGCAGCCAUGCGCCAUUGAUGCCGCCUCUUGUGCCACAGUUCCACGGGACAAAGACGGUAUCCAGGGCCACCGCCGCCGCCGCUGGAUCUAUACUAUGCUUGCGUGCGAGGACGAAUCGAAACACACGGCGGGCAGAUGCUGCUGGCGGUACCACGCUAUCGCAGUCUCACAGACGAUGCUUCAGGUCUGGGAGAUUUACCUACCACUGCGGCGCUGCAGGACGCUUCUAGCUGCCGGGACCACAUGCAAAGUGGAACCGAAACGCAAGUACACAGGCGAAAUUGGCCACGGCAUUGGCAACGGGACGGCAAGGCAGCAUGCCUGCCAAAUGUCAUCUCAUGGCAUGCAUUUUUCGACCAGACCUGUCGCACGCUUUUCGCCUUCCAGGGUUCGCAUCGAUGAUUACACUCUGGUAGACUAG
Messenger RNA from Colletotrichum costaricense, 462 nucleotides. RefSeq lists its product as uncharacterized. The annotation marks the transcript as partial. The record is from RefSeq and is a predicted model, not a curated record. NCBI's taxonomy places the organism in Eukaryota, Fungi, Ascomycota, Sordariomycetes, Glomerellales, Glomerellaceae. The transcript is spliced from 2 exons.